AUGUCUCGAUCGUCCUUCCUCGCCGUAAAUUCUCACGGUCGCCGCCUCCACCUCGUAGAGGUGCUCCUCCUUAUGAUCGCUUCGAGGCACGCGCACCUCCGCCUGGCAGAUAUCGUGGAGGACCCCCCCCGCUUAACUAUGGACCCCCUGGCGGUGGAAGAUAUCGGUCUCCGCAACCCCCAAGAAGAGGCUCACCACAAAGGAGGUAUGGAGGCCGUCCAGUCCCGAGAGAUCGCGAUUCAGACACAUACCGGCCGCGCUCAUUCUCUCGUUCCAGAUCACCGAGAACACGCUCACGGUCCUAUUCUUCCAGAUCGAGGACCCGGUCUCCCCCACGUAGAAGCCGAAACUACGGACGUCGAGACAGCCCACCGCCACCGAGGGGAGGCAGGAGAAGAAGGAGUCCUAGCUACUCCAGCUUUUCCAGCUACAGCGAUCGGAGCCGUAGCAGGAGUCGAGGUCGAUAUGGACGCGGGAGGGGAUAGUGUGCCGGCUUGGGAUCCGCUGUUUAGAUCAAGCAUGGUGGAUAUCGGAACAUUACCUUGCAUUAGAGACGUCAUUCUAGGUGCAUGA
Letharia columbiana is the source of this 573-nucleotide messenger RNA. RefSeq lists its product as uncharacterized. The coding region runs from base 1 to 573 and encodes 190 amino acids. The transcript has a single exon. The record is from RefSeq and is a predicted model, not a curated record. Lineage: Eukaryota; Fungi; Ascomycota; Lecanoromycetes; Lecanorales; Parmeliaceae.